Messenger RNA from Lodderomyces margitis, 1383 nucleotides. RefSeq names its product homoserine O-acetyltransferase (gene MET2). The record is from RefSeq and is a predicted model, not a curated record. The coding region runs from base 1 to 1383 and encodes 460 amino acids. The transcript has a single exon. Gene Ontology annotation, biological process: L-homoserine metabolic process. NCBI's taxonomy places the organism in Eukaryota, Fungi, Ascomycota, Pichiomycetes, Serinales, Debaryomycetaceae. Gene Ontology annotation, molecular function: homoserine O-acetyltransferase activity.
AUGACAGACGUUUACAAGGAUAUAACAGAAGAGCAACGAGCAAGCAACUCUUAUGCAAGUCUUGUGCCAGGUCAGACUAUAGUUGAAAUCCCGGAAUAUACGCUAGAAUGUGGUGAAACAUUGUACAAUUUUCCCGUGGCGUACAAGACAUGGGGCAGAUUGAAUGAAAAGGCUAAUAACGCAUUGCUAAUAUGUCAUGCAUUAACUGGUUCUUCUGAUGUACAAGAUUGGUGGGGUCCUUUAUUGGGCUCCAACAAGACAUUCGACCCAUCUCGGUUCUUUAUCAUAUGCAUCAACUUUUUAGGAUCUCCAUAUGGAUCAUGCUCGCCAGUCACAAUAGACAAGUCUACCGGUAAGCCAUACGGACCAAAUUUUCCCUUGGUAACUGCGAAAGAUGACUUGGGUAUCCAAAGGUUGAUUUUGGACUCAUUACAUGUCAAACAAAUUGCUUGUGUUAUUGGAGGUUCAAUGGGCGGGAUGUUGGCCAUGGAAUACUCGAGCACGUAUAACAAUUCUGAUUACGUGAGGGCGGUUAUUGCUUUGGCGACUUCGGCUAGAGCCUCAGCAUGGUGCAUCUCAUGGAACGAGACCCAGCGCCAGUGCAUCUUUAGUGAUCCUUAUUACGACGAUGGCUAUUACUAUGAAAACACGUUGGGAUUAAAACCUGAUUCAGGGUUAAGCGCGGCAAGAAUGGCAGCAUUGCUUACUUAUAGAUCGCGAAAUUCGUUUGAAACCAGAUUUGGUAGAAAUUUGGGCAAGUCUUUGAAUAGUAAAGCUGAUGAUGAUGAUGAAGCUGGUAAAGUAUACCCCAAGACUAAAGAUGAAGAACACUGGCUUUUGCACAAUGAAGGAUCUCAACUGAACAAUGCCCAAAAAACAAACAAGGACAAGAAGUUGCCCACUUAUUUCACAGCCCAGUCAUACUUGCGAUAUCAGGGUCAAAAAUUCAUCAAACGAUUUGAUGCUAAUUGUUACAUUUCAAUAACAAGGAAAUUGGAUACGCAUGAUAUAACACGUGGCUUGGUUGACACAAUCACCAAUGAGGACCCAUUACCGCAAAUCCUACAGACUUUGAAAAAGCCGCAUUUGGUAAUAGGUAUUGAGUCCGAUGGGUUAUUUACAUACGGAGAACAAAAGCUAUUGGGUGAAAAUAUACCAAAUUCGAUUUUGAAAAAAUUAGACUCUCCAGAAGGGCAUGAUGCUUUUUUGCUCGAGUUUGAGAUCAUCAAUGAGUAUUGUUUAGAUUUUUUAAAGACUAAUCUACCUGAAAUGUAUGGUGACGGUGUGGAAUUAUUUGAAGAUUGGGCCAGGUAUGUGCAAGAUGUUGAUAAUGGAGGUAAUUCAGUAUUUGGCGAAGCCGAGAAGAACAUAACUAACUGGUAG